GCUUGGCACUUUGGGGUGCUAUAGUGGCAGGGCUAGGUCAGAAGCAAGGCCUACAAUCAAAACUGCAUCAGAGAGGAUGGGCCAUAGCACCAGGAAGUGCCAUCCAUUCAGUAGAUCUUAAAGGGAAUGAUUCCAUCUUCUAGACCUUUCUCUUCCCAUAUACUGAACAUAUCAAGAUUUUUGAACCUCCUUCUUGAUUUCCUGUGGCAGAAAUUGCCAAUCGAAAUGUACAUGGCAGCCAACACAUGUGCUGGCCUAAGUGAGAGUAAGUCAUAUUCUCAAAACCUUAGCUCCUUCUUAUGCUUUGUGCUUUUUAACUGAAUGUAAGUGACUCAACAGUGAUGCCAUGAUAGACAUUUCCAGUCUUGGAGGCAACCUUGUGGGUUUGGAAGUUCCAGGGGCCCCUCAAGUGGUAUGAGCUGCACUACAAGAACUACCCCCUACAGCUACUACAAUGUUUUUUGAAGAAGAUGAUUACUGAUGCACGAGAGCAGCAAUUAUCACAAAUGUUCCCGUAUGGAGGCCAGUGGAAAUACUUGACAAUGCUGAAUCUGCUCUUACAGGCCAUUUUCUACGGGGUCGCCUGCUUGGACGACUUGUUGAAAAGAAUGAGGAGAAAUAAAGACAUUAAGUGGGUAACUGCCUCCAGAGACCUUCUCUUCACAACGUUGGCUUUUCCUGCGUCUGCAUUUGUGUUUAUGUCAUUCUGGACAAUCUUUCUGUAUGACCGAGAGCUGAUUUACCCUAAGUCUCUGGAUAGAAUCUUUCCAAAAUGGUGGAAUCAUGCUAUGCACACUGCUGUGUUACCUUUUUCCCAAAUGGAGGCCAUUCUCAAUCCGCAUCGGUAUCCAUCCAAGAAAAAAGGGCUCACUUUAUUAGGCUGUGCUACCAUUGCCUACAUCUGCUGGGUCCUGAGGAUUUACUAUGUAACCAAAAAGUGGGUGUACCCUAUAUUUGCUCAACUCACUCCAGAAAGCUCAGCAGCCUUCUUCUCUGUCAUCUGUGUUUUCCUUGCCUACAUCUACCUCCUUGGAGAGCACUUUAACCAGCUGAUUUGGGGUGAUCAAAUACAACAGCUCACAAAAAAGGAAGUGAUCUGGAUCUGUCCAAUGCCCUGAAAAGGAAGAAGACUAGAAAAAUGCCAGAGAAUUAAAUCCUUUGAUCUGGAGGCAACAUUUUGUUUGUCUGCUUCUGAGGGCAAACUCAGUGUGUCUGUUAAGACAGAUAAAACCUACAAAGCGUGUUGGGGGGGGUGGGGGAGGCUGCUGUGGGGUAAGGCGAAUGGACCAUAUUAAACAAAAGGAUUAGAAGAUGGUGAUUUGAUUGACCCUUAUGGUUUAUAGUACAUACCAAAGACAUAACUCUGGUCUACUCAGAGUUUGUAUUCCUUCUUCUUGAUCUCCAAAGGGAAUGUGGCCUUUGGUUAAAACCUGUUCUCCCAGCCAGAGUACAGAGAAACUCAUUUAUGAGGGAACAGCCUGCCAUUCCUACAAGAGCUUCUGUGAAUUGAUUAAAUUUAGGGAUUGCUGUUGCCUUUUCCUCCGUGUCUGGAAAGAAGAUGAGCAGAAGGGCCUUGGUGCUGCAGUCUUCUCCUCCCAGAAUGACAAUGAUUUGAUGAAAGUGAUAGUGCAGUGUGGCAAGGGGUGCCCAUAUGGGAGAAAUCAACGAGCCAACAUCUGGGGUAGCAGACCUCAAAGUCUCCAAUGAUGUUGAUGAUGAUGGAGAUCUCCACUUUGGGCAGGAUCAAUUAAGGAAAUAAAUGCUAGACAUUAUCUUUGUGAACAUGAUCUAGGCAGAAAGGUAAUCUGAUUAUAAUGAUGACCAAGAUUGCUUUCAUAUGAAACAUUAAGCUCAUGGCUUAAGGAAAUGGUGAUGUGAUUAGCAAAUAUAUUCACGGAAUCUGCUUUGAGUUUC
Molecule: messenger RNA, 1914 nt
Organism: Phascolarctos cinereus (koala)
Lineage: Eukaryota; Metazoa; Chordata; Mammalia; Diprotodontia; Phascolarctidae
Source: RefSeq, a predicted model, not a curated record